AUGGUUCGAGGAUGUUUUUGUGACUGUUUCGGUCCAAUGGUACGAGGUCGAGCUGCCAGUAUCGACAAACCACUUGACCCAGAAGACGUCAAGAAAUGUCUACAGAAAUUUCGUGCUUAUGAAGCACGGCAAGAGAUUAUGGUGUCAGAACAACAACGUCCACUGAUACCAACCAUCAGCAGUUCAUGUGCAGCUCCAUAUGAUAGCGCUGUACUACCGUCAGCUCCACCUAUUAAUUUCUCCUAUCGACCACCAUCUCCACCACCAUCUUAUAGCUCUGUUACGGGCAGUGGUGUCGACCUAUCCUCGUCUGCAGCACAUUCACGACUCUAG
Messenger RNA from Haemonchus placei, 333 nucleotides. The record is from the annotation of a GenBank genome assembly. NCBI's taxonomy places the organism in Eukaryota, Metazoa, Nematoda, Chromadorea, Rhabditida, Trichostrongylidae.